Molecule: messenger RNA, 639 nt
Organism: Aegilops tauschii subsp. strangulata
Lineage: Eukaryota; Viridiplantae; Streptophyta; Magnoliopsida; Poales; Poaceae
Product: putative F-box/LRR-repeat protein 21
Source: RefSeq, a predicted model, not a curated record
AUGAAGAAAUUCCCUCUGUUGGAGGAGCUCGAGCUUUGUGAAUGUGAGAGAUAUGACACGUGCGUCUUUGAGCUUGUUGCAACGGCUUGUCCACUACUGAAGCACUUCAAACAUGUCAACGAUCGAGCAUAUUCGUGGUAUUAUUGGGAACGGGAUCUAUACCCCGUCGACAACCGCGAAGCCUUGGCAAUUGCAAGGAUGCAUGAGCUACGGUCCCUGAAGAUUUUCCACAGUGGCCUCGACAACCAAGGGUUGACAGCCAUCCUUGACGGCUGCCCUCACCUGGAGUCCCUUGACAUACGCUACUGCAGCAACAUCAUCAUGGACAGCAGCAUGCGAGCAAAGUGUGCCCGUGUUAAGACGAAGAAGGUGUAUCCAUAUGCGCCAACUGAUGACUGGGUGCGUCCUCGGUCUGGCAUCCAUGAUGACUCCAUCGAUGAUUCUUCCAAGUAUUUCGAGCCUGGCAGCCCUGUUAGUAGAUGUCAUUCUCCACGGGAUAGUUAUUGGUGGUUUCGCAGCAAUGGUGAGGAGCCCGACUGUCGGUUUUUCAAUGUGGAGCCUUGUGACUCCGAGGACUCUGAUCAUUCUCGCUUCUUUAGUGGUGCCGAGGAGACCGAGUUUGAGUACUGGAGGAUCUGA